AUGGCCAAGAAGGGAGGAAAGAACAAGAAGAAGGGCGGCGCUAAGCCCGCUGCUGCCGCCGCCGUUGACAAGGUCGCCGAUGCGGCGAAGAACAUUGUCCACCCUGGCCACGAGACCGAGAACAAGGUUAUGUACGGAGAGGGCAAGACUGAGUCCGCUGAGAAGACAGAGGCGCCCACCGAGUCCAAGACCGAGGAGACCCCUGUCGCACCCGUGACCGAGACCAAGGAGGCCGAGAAGGAGACUGAGGUCGCGCCGGUCGUGCCGAAGGAGGAUGUGCAGGAGACUGCAGACAAGGCGCAGGCCUCCAAGACCGGUACUAUCGGCGAGCUCGACGGCGGCAACAAAGAGGGCACGGCUAUCCUGCCCGAGAGCAGUGUCAAGGAAACCUCGCUCGGGGCUGAGACCUACCCGUCCACCACAGAGGCUUCCGCCGAAGAAUCCGCCACCUCAACUGCUGCGACCACUGGCGCCGCUGCCACAACCUCCCUGCCUGUGCGCCCUAAGACCGAGACGACCGCCCCCGCCGUUGUCCCGUCGGAGACCGAUGCCGCGCACACCAAGCGCCCGUACGAGAAGCCCAUCUUCUCCAACGAUGACGUGAAGCCGCACAAGAUGGCCAAGACUGAGGAGGAGCAGGCUGCUGCUAGCGCUGCUGCGGGGCAGCACUUGGCUGGUGCUGGCCCUGCCUCCACGGCGGCGUACACCACCCCCGAGCCCGUUCCCGCCGUUGAGGCGCCCAAGAAGGCCGAGGGGAUUGUCGCGACUGAGACCACCCCCAAGACCGUUCCCGCCGUUGGUGCGCCCCAGAAGGCCGAGGAGAUUGUCGCGACUGAAACCGCCCCCAAGACCAUCGCGACGGAGACCGCCCCCAAGACCACCGCUGUUGAGGCCGUCCCCAAGACCACCGCCGUUGAGAGCAAGCCCGUUCAGAGCAAGACUAUCGACACCAAGGCUGCCGAGAGCAAGACUGACAGCAAGUCCCCUGCCUCGCCCGUCGCGGUGGCUGCGGCUAGCGCGGCCAUCAACAACUCCAAGACCGACAAGGCUGCGGCCGAGUCCGCCGAGCCUAAGAAGCCUGAAGCAGCCCUGAAGCGCGGCGAGGAGCCCCAGCCCCGGACCGAGGCACCCAAGGAGACUCCCGCGAUGGAGACUCCUGCCACAGAGUCUGCUCACCAGGAGCCCGCCAAGGCAGAGGAGGCCCAGACUUCCGAAACAGCAGAGCAGCCGGAGAAGAAGAAAGGCGGCUUCUUCGGGUGGCUGAAGCGGAAGUUCAAAUAG
Molecule: messenger RNA, 1281 nt
Organism: Penicillium atrosanguineum
Lineage: Eukaryota; Fungi; Ascomycota; Eurotiomycetes; Eurotiales; Aspergillaceae
Exons: 3
Coding region: 1-1281 (426 amino acids)
Source: RefSeq, a predicted model, not a curated record